This is a messenger RNA of Salvia miltiorrhiza (redroot sage), 1900 nucleotides long. Its product is annotated as cytochrome P450 71D95-like. Lineage: Eukaryota; Viridiplantae; Streptophyta; Magnoliopsida; Lamiales; Lamiaceae. Gene Ontology annotation, molecular function: iron ion binding; oxidoreductase activity, acting on paired donors, with incorporation or reduction of molecular oxygen; monooxygenase activity. The coding region runs from base 131 to 1642 and encodes 503 amino acids. The transcript has 2 exons. The record is from RefSeq and is a predicted model, not a curated record.
UGAAAUUAAACUCCUGAGACUAAACUCAUACACUGCAGCUACAAAUAUUCUUUACUAUAAAUACCAAUCACUACAUGCAAUUCAUCAAACACCUACUCAUCAUCAUAGUAUAGUAUUUGAUCAACAAUUAAUGGAGAUGGAUCUCCCCUUCAACUUCACCACUACUCAUCUCCUACUCCUUUCCUCCUUCAUCUUCUUCCUGCUCAAGGCAUGGACCAAACCUAAAUCCCCCAAAGCCCACCAAAACCUGCCCCCGAGCCCGCCGAAGCUGCCGGUGAUCGGCCACAUCCACCUCCUAGUCGGAGAUCUGCCUCACAAGGCAUUGCAGCGGCAAGCGCAGAAACACGGCCCCGUGAUGCAUCUGCAGCUGGGGGAGGUGCCCGCGGUGGUGAUCUCGUCGCGGGAGGCGACGAGGGAGGUGCUGAAAGUGCAGGACCCGGCGUGCGCAGACAGGCCGGAGAGCAUCGCGAGCAAGAUCCUGUGGUACGACUACACCGACAUCGCCUUCUCCGCCUACAACGAGUACUGGCGGCAGAUGCGCAAGAUCUGCAUCGUCGAGCUCCUCAGCUCCAAGAACGUCAAGUCCUUCGGCCACAUCAGGCGGGACGAGUCCUCCCGCCUCAUCAAGUCUCUCGAAUGUUCCUCCGGGAACGCCAUUGAUCUCACGGACAAGAUCUUCACCUUCACCAGCACCAUCACCUGCAGGGCGGCCUUCGGGAAGGUCAUGACGGAUCGCGACGGCCUCAUCGCUCUCUUCAAGGAGGCCGUCGCCAUGGCCGGGGGCUUCGAGCUGGCCGACCUCUUCCCCUCUUGGAAACUGCUCAACGUCCUCAGCUGGAGCAAGUACAGGCUGUGGAGGAUGCGCGGCAAGCUCGACGCCAUCCUCGACGGCAUCAUCGACGAGCACAAGCUCAAGCAGAGCGGCGAGUUCGGCGGCGAGGACAUCGUCGACGUCCUCAUCAGGAUGCAGCAGACCGGAGAGCUCAAAUUCCCCAUCACCACAGACAACAUCAAAGCUGUCAUUUUCGACAUGUUCGUCGCUGGAACGGAGACGUCGUCGACGACGACGGUGUGGGCGAUGUCGGAGAUGAUGAGAAACCCGCGGGUGAUGGAGAAGGCGCAGGCGGAGGUGCGGGCGGCGUUGAAGGGGAAGGAGGCGGUGGAGGAGAGCGACGUUCAGGAGUUGAAAUACUUGAAACUAGUGAUCAAGGAGACAUUCAGGCUGCACCCUCCGAUUCCGUUGCUGCCGCGGCAAACCAGAGAGGAAUGCAAGGUGGAAGGAUACUCGAUUCCGAUCAAAACAAAAGUGAUGCUCAACAUCUGGUCGAUGGGGCGGGACCCACAAUACUGGGAGCAGCCGGAGAAGUUCCAGCCGGAGAGAUUCGAAAACAGCCCCAAAGAUUUCAUAGGAAACGAUUUCGAAUACAUUCCGUUCGGGGCGGGUCGACGGAUCUGCCCCGGGUUGAAUUUCGGGUUGGCCAACAUUGAGCUGCCGUUGGCCAAAAUGCUGUAUCACUUCGAUUGGAAGCUGCCGAAGGGAAUGAGUCAUGAGCGUUUGGAUAUGAGCGAGGGUGAAGGCCUCACUGUUUCUAGAAAGAAACCGCUCAUCAUAAUCCCCACCCUCUGCAAUCCCGUCAACUAACAAUGGAGCAGAUUAUAAUCUCUCAAUAAAUGUUGGACUAAUCUGCUUUGAUCAAUUUUAUGUUCCGAUCGAUGUGGUUGUUUCCGUUGUUUUUCUUCUGUAACUAUUGCGCGCUGGCCUUAAUAACGGCUUCACGUCUUUAUAUAAAGGAAUUAUUAUUAGGGCCAAGUGUUGGACUACGUACCCAAUUUGUUAAAAUGUGUAUUGUUUAUAUACAGUUUUUAUAAAAAAAUCACUUCAUAUCCAUUUUUAUUUAAA